Messenger RNA from Lycium ferocissimum, 1044 nucleotides. Its product is annotated as receptor-like protein EIX1. The transcript has a single exon. Bases 1 to 1044 code for a protein of 347 amino acids. The record is from RefSeq and is a predicted model, not a curated record. NCBI's taxonomy places the organism in Eukaryota, Viridiplantae, Streptophyta, Magnoliopsida, Solanales, Solanaceae.
AUGACAUCGUUAUUAUCAGACUUGGCAUUAUUUCCAUCAUUGAGAGAGCUGAAUCUGAUGAAGCCGAAAAUCUUGGAUGUCUCUUUCAGUAGACUACAAGGUUUAUCGGAAAGUUUUGGGAAACUUUUCAACCUCGAAAUUUUUUAUGCUUCUUCUAAUUUAUUAGAAGGCACAAUCUCCGAGCCCUAUCUUUCUAACCAUUGCAACUGCAAACGUUUAGAACUGUCUUCCAACUCCUUGAAUUGGAAUAUUAGCCUUGAUUGGAUUCCGUGUUUUCAACUACAAGUUAUAAGCCUUUCAACCUGUGAUCUUGGGCCUCUUUUUCCAAAAUGGCUUCAAACUCAAAAUAACUACUCAAUUUUGGAUGUCUCUCUUGCUAGUAUCUCAGAUACAAUGCCUAGUUGGUUCUCAAAUUUGCCUCCCAUGUUAUCAUAUUUGAAUCCAUCUAAAAAGCAAAUCAGCAGAAAGAUACAAGAUUUAUCAGCCAAUAAUGUUGGUUACAUUGUCAUAGAUUUCAGUUAUAAUAAUUUCUCAAGGCCCUUACCAAGAUUCCCUCAAUUUAUUAGUGAAUUGCAAGUUAACAAAAAUCAUUUUUCUGGAUCACUUAACUCCAUAUGUAAACUUGUUUCAUCUACAAUCCUUGACUUGUCAGAAAAUCUCUUGUCCGGAGAAAUUCCUAAUUGUUGGAACUCCAUGUCUAGUCUUAGGGUCCUUAAUGUAGCCAAUAAAAAUAUAUCUGGAAGCAUUCCGUCCUCUUUAUGUUCUUCAGCAUCCUUGAGCUCUCUAUACGGGCGUAACAACAAUUUAAGUGGACAUUUUCCUGCAUCUUUGAAGAAUUGCCAAGGUCUACAAGUCUUGGAUUUUGGAAGAAAUUCAUUUAGUGGAAAAAUCCCAGAAUGGAUAGUGACUAAGCUAGCUGGUUUGGGCAUUUUGAGCCUUAGAUUCAACAAAUUCUCUGGGAGAAUUCCUCCAAGUAUAUGUCAGCUUAAAUCUAUUCAAAUACUGGACCUUUCCGGCAACCAUUUAUCUGGAAGAAUUCCAUAA